Molecule: messenger RNA, 381 nt
Organism: Oldenlandia corymbosa var. corymbosa
Lineage: Eukaryota; Viridiplantae; Streptophyta; Magnoliopsida; Gentianales; Rubiaceae
Source: the annotation of a GenBank genome assembly
AUGCUUCUUGUGCAGUUUUGUUUUGCGAAUAGUGUAGACUUUUAUCUAUUUUCUUUGGCUUUCCUUUUCCCUAUAACUCCUAUUUUGUGGGAGUGCUACUUAGCAGCUUGGGUUUUCAUUGUUAGCUGCCUGCUCAAAGAUUUUGCUGCUACUAGCAGGAAUCUGGAACAAAUCUGUUGCCAUUGUCAAACGCACGCUAAGAAAGCUCCUUUCCAAGCUAAGGCUUACAAGAGAAAGGUUGAGUACGAGAAGGAGGCAUACAACAAGAAACUUGCUGAUGGUCCUGGUCCUGUUGAUGAAGAAUCUGACAAGUCAAGGUCUGAAGUGAAUGAUGACGAGGACGAUGAUGAAUUCAGCGGAGAGGAGAAGGAUGAUGAGUAA